Molecule: messenger RNA, 1977 nt
Organism: Dalotia coriaria
Lineage: Eukaryota; Metazoa; Arthropoda; Insecta; Coleoptera; Staphylinidae
Product: facilitated trehalose transporter Tret1-like
Exons: 3
Coding region: 319-1758 (479 amino acids)
Biological process (GO): transmembrane transport
Cellular component (GO): membrane
Molecular function (GO): transmembrane transporter activity
Source: RefSeq, a predicted model, not a curated record
AGUGAUAAGUAUGUGAAUCGCAUGGAGUUUAAACAUUUUAGUAUGAGUUUUAUAUUAUUUCUAAAACCUUCACAACAUAAACUCAUUUUAGACUUAACAAUAUUUUAUUUAUUACAACAUUCAAAAGAACAUUAAUCAUUUACGUUGAAACUAAGCUAAAAUUAAAAUGUCGUUAUUAGUUAAACCUGAAUUCAACAUGUGAUUCACGCAUAGUUACACACGAGUUACACAUACGAGUGUUGGAUUUAUUUACGAUCACAUCUAAAACUAUUGAAAACUAUGUGUAAAGUUUAUUUAUAAACAAGCAGUGAGAUAGAAAUGAGCACUAAUAAAGAGUUACCCGAAGAAAAAUGUACAGAGAUAACAACGUUUACAACAGCUGUCAAUAAAGAAAACUGCGUGUAUGUAAACAUCGAACACAAAAAUAUUUUUCUACGACAACUGUGGGGAUUCUCAGUAUGUCUCAUUCUAAACAUAAUAGCAGGCACAGUAUCGGGUUACUCAGCCAUAUUACUACCACAGUUAGAUAACAAAAAUAGUACAAUAGUGGCAACGGCAACACCUAGUCAACAAUCAUGGAUUGCUUCUAUGGCACCACUUUCAAUGGCACUCGGCUGUAUAAUAAGUGGUUGGUCCAUGGAAUAUUUCGGUCGCAAGAAAACAUUACGCCUGUGCACAAUCAUAUUCUUUAUUGGUUGGAUACUCAUCUACCUAAGUAAAACAAUAAGCAGUCUGCUGGUUGGUCGACUGAUAACCGGCUUUAGUGUUGGAUAUCUUGGUCCAACCGGAAGUUGUUACAUCAGUGAAAUUUCUACACCAAAAUAUCGAGGAUUUUUCUUAGCGGGAAUCUCCUUAGGCAUUGCUGCAGGUCUUCUAGUUGCACAUCUACUAGGAACUUUUCUCGACUGGCGAACAGUGGCUCUUAUAAUUUGCGCAGGGCCAAUCAUUGUUUUCUUCAUAAUGAUACCAGUACCAGAAUCUCACGUGUGGUUGCUUAGCAAAGGUAAAUUUCGGGAGGCACGGCUAGCUCUCGAGUGGUACUCAGAUCGUGAUGCAAUCAUAAUUAUAGAUGAAUACGAGCAACAAACCAAACGCACGCAUAAGAAGUGGAGUUGUAAAAUUUUCACACAAAAAGACUUUAUCAAGCCGGUUAUGAUAAUGAAUUUAUUUUUUGUCACGGCACAAUUUUCUGGUAACAAUGUGGUUGUGUUUUAUUCUGUUGGCGUAAUGCAGAAAACCGUGCCCACGUUAAAUGAAUACGCAUCAAUGCUAAUUAUUGAUGGAAUACGUUUCGUUAUGUCAGUAAUUGCGUGUAUACUAACACGUCGUUAUAAAACACGUGUGUUAACCUUUGUGAGUGCAGCGGGGACGAUAGCAUCGUUAUUCCUCCUCGCUACAUUUGUGUAUCUGUCUGAUUUGUAUCCAACAAAUACGUGGUUUACAACGGUACCGCUUGCGUUUUUUAUUAGUUAUAUUGUGUUUAUGUCUAUUGGAAUAGUGCCUUUGCCUUGGUCUUUAAGUGGGGAACUAUUACCACCUCAAAACAAAGGAGUAGGUGGUGGGAUUUCGACUGCACUUAAUUUUAUCGCAUUCUUUGUGGCUAUAAAAACAGGUCCUGAUUUAUUUGCGCAGUUUGGCACCGCGGGAACAUUUACAAUUUACGCCACAAUUACAUCUAUUUUUUCUAUGAUAUUAUACAUGGUUUUACCGGAGACUAAAAAUAAAACUUUGGAGGAAAUUCAAAGUAGUUUCAAGUAGGUUUUUUUAGCAUAUUUUUCAACGUAAACUAUAACGUAAUCAAAAUGUACAUAUUUAUGAUAACAUAUUGUAUGGUAUGGUGUGUUGUAAAGUGAACACUCAUUCGACCAGUAGUUGAAAAUGACGUCGCAAUAUCAAACUCGUUUUUAAUCGCUCGAUGUUGCAAAAUUCAACCUUUGAAUGAUGUUGCAUAAUAAAAUUGUUGUGAUUGAAAUGGAA